Molecule: messenger RNA, 893 nt
Organism: Eruca vesicaria subsp. sativa (arugula)
Lineage: Eukaryota; Viridiplantae; Streptophyta; Magnoliopsida; Brassicales; Brassicaceae
Source: the annotation of a GenBank genome assembly
GUUUGUGAUUUAUCCAUGUUUCUUCUCUUGUCUUUGUCUUUUGCUUCUCAAAAGUCUGUCGUUUAGCUCAGAAACAUUUUUUAGUUUGUCGAAGCUCCUUCUUGUAGUAUUAAAGACAAAGAGAUGGAGGCCAGAAGCCAACUGAAGCUAAAAGUUUACUAUAUUUUCAAAGAGUUUAUGACAAGGAUCACAAAACUUGAGGAACUAGAUAAUGCUGCAAACACCUUUCUUCUUCGGUUUCAGCAAGGACUCUGCUUGCUCAAACGCUCUCCAAUGGUCACUUCGUCCAAUUUGAUCAAGAACCUUAUCAGAAACAACGAAACAAGCCGGCUUAAAUCAUAUGUAGAAUCUGGCUGUAUUAACAUGGAUGAUGCUGCAAAAAGCACAGAGGCUUUGCAUACUUGUCUAUCAGGACUUUCUGACCAUCUGAUCAAAGCUCAAAGCUUGUUAUCUGAGCUUGAGCGUCUCACAGAUGAGGCAGCCCUUGCAAUGGAGACUGCAACAACACAUCUAGAGGAAGAAUCAGGUGAUGAGUUAACAUGUGAUGAGGAGAAUGAGACUAUACCUUUUCCUCAAGAACUUGAAGUUACAGAGUACACUACAGUUAUUGCAGUGGUUUACAGUAUGGUGAAGCAGAACUAUGUUAUGCAGGAAAAGAUUGUGAGAUCGCUUAGUUUGAAGACAUCAUUUGAUGAACUAGAUACUUCCACUAUGAUGUGGUCAUUGCGUCCAUUUGUAGAAGACGAGAUUAUGAACAGAGCAUGGAAGUGUAUCUACUAAUACACACUUCAUUUUAUCUUUUUUUGGAUUCAAGUCUUUUGCGUUCUAAACAUUUAGACCCAGUUUGGUACUUAAAAAUUUCGGUCAGUUCCUUUCGGUUAGGGACUAAUUAA